UUUUAGUUUCCACCCUUUUGCAUUUCUCAUGGCUUCUCCUUCUUCUCUUAAGUCUCGUAACUACAGAUUCAACAUCUUCUCGAGCUUCCACGGGCCAGACGUCCGUAAAUCAUUUCUCAGUCACUUGCGCAAACAGUUUAACUACAACGGGAUCACAAUGUUCGAUGAUCAAGGGAUUGAGAGAAGCGAAACAAUCGCGCCUUCACUCGUACAAGCGAUAAGAGAAUCGAGGAUCUUGAUUGUGAUUCUCUCAAAGAACUAUGCUUCUUCAAGUUGGUGUUUGAAUGAACUUGUGGAGAUUAUGGAGUGCAAGAAAGUUAUGGGGCAUAUAGUGAUGACAAUAUUUUAUGGAGUUGAUCCAGCACAUGUACGGAAACAAAUCAGCGAAUUUGGGAAUGCUUUCACUGAAACAUGUUCCCGUCAUACCGAUGUGGAGAAGCGGAAAUGGAACAAAGCUUUGACUGAUGUGAGUAACAUACUCGGAGAACACUUACUAAACUGGGAUAAUGAAGCAAACAUGAUCAAAAAGGUUGCAGGAGAUGUUUCGCGCAAACUAAACGCUACACCGUCUAGGGAUUUUGAAGACAUGGUGGGACUUGAAUCACACUUGAAGAAAAUGCAGUUUCUAUUACGUUUAAAUUGUGAAGAUGAAGCUAUGAUUGUUGGAAUCUGUGGCCCUGCAGGCAUUGGUAAGACUACUAUUGCUAGAGCUUUACAUAGCCUACUCUCUAGUAAUUUCCAGCUUAGUUGUUUUAUGGAGAAUCUUAAAGAAAGCUAUAAUAGUGGCCUUGACGAGUAUGGAUUAAAGCUUUGUCUUCAACAACAACUUCUUUCAAACAUUUUAAACCAAAAGGGUAUGAGGGUAUACCAUUUAGGUGCGAUACAUGAAAGGUUAAGCGAUCAGAAAGUGCUUAUCAUUCUUGAUGAUGUGAAUGAUCUAAAGCAAUUAGAGGCUUUGGCUAAUGAAACUAUCUGGUUUGGUCCUGGAAGCAGGAUUAUUGUAACCACAGAAGAUCAAGAGCUUUUGCGACAACAUGGUAUCAAUAAUACGUACCAAGUGGAUUUCCCAUCAAAAGAAAGAUCUCUUCAGAUCUUAUGUAAGUAUGCUUUUCGACAAAGCUUUCCACAUCAUGGAUUCAAAGAGCUUGCAGUAAGGCUAACAAAUCUUUGUGGUAACCUUCCCUUGGGUCUACGUGUGGUGGGUUCAUCUUUACGUGGGAAGAAUGAAGAGGAGUGGGAAGUAGUAAUGACCAGGCUAGAAACUACUCUUGACCAUCGAGAUAUUGAAGAAGUACUAAGAGUUGGAUAUGAGAGUUUACAUGAGAAUGAAAAAUCUCUAUUUCUUCACAUUGCAAUCUUUUUUAACCAUAAAGAUGGUGAUAGUGUUAUUGCAAUGCUCGCUGAGAAUAACUUAGAUAUCAAACAUGGGUUGAGAAUACUAGUAAAUAGAUCGCUCAUAUAUAUAUCUACCAAAAGGGAAAUAGUGAUGCAUAAGUUACUACAACAAGUGGGUAGACAAGUUAUUCAUAGACAAGAGCCUUGGAAACGCCAAAUCUUAAUCGAUUCACAUGAGAUCUGCGAUGUCCUCGAAAAUAUUACAGGUAAUAGAGCUGUGUCCGGCAUAUCAUUUGAUACAUCAGGAAUCAACGAAGUUAUCAUAAGUGAUAAAGCUCUUAAAAGAAUGAGUAAUCUUCGAUUUCUUAGUGUUUACAAAUCAAGACAUGAUGAGAAUGAUAGAGUCGACAUACCUGGAGAGAUAGAGUUUCCACCUCGUUUAAGGUUACUACAUUGGGAGGCAUACCCGAAAAAGAGUCUUCCUCUUAAAUUCUGCUUGGGAAAUCUUGUUGAACUUUACAUGCGGGAUAGUCAACUCGAGAAGCUUUGGGAAGGUACUCAGCCACUAACAAAUCUCAAAAAGAUGGAUUUGUCAUCAUCUCGGAAGUUGAAAGAACUCCCAAAUCUUUCAAGUGCUACAAAUUUGAAGAGAUUGCAACUAAAUGGUUGCACAAGCUUGGUAGAGCUUCCAUCAUCAAUUGCAAAUCUUCAUAAGCUAGAAGAUUUGGUGAUGAAUUCUUGUGUGAAGUUAGAAGUUGUUCCAACUCACAUCAACUUGGCAUCUCUUGAGAGGGUUUACAUGAUUGGAUGCUCACGUUUAAGAAUAUUUCCAGAUAUUUCUACAAACAUUAGCCAACUCCUUAUGUCGAAAACAGGAGUAGAAAAAGUGCCUGCAUCGAUUAGGCUAUGGUCUCGUCUCUCGUAUGUUGAUAUAAGAGGCAGUGGAAAUCUGAAGACCUUAACACAUUUCCCGGAAAGCCUAUGGUCUCUAGACCUAAGCUAUACUGAUAUUGAGAAGAUUCCAGAUUGCAUUAUACGCAUUCAUCACCUACAAAGCCUUGAAGUAACUGGCUGCAAAAAACUCGCAUCAUUGCCAGAGCUACCUUGUUCGCUCAGACUUUUAAUGGCAGAAGAUUGUGAAGGACUGGAGAUAGUAACUUCCCCUCUUAGAACUCCAAAUGCAAAACUCAAUUUUACCAACUGCUUUAAACUUGGUGGAGAAUCAAGAAGAGUAAUUAUCCAAAGUUUUUUUCUUUACGAGUUUGCUUGCUUACCAGGGAGAGAAGUGCCUUCAGAGUUCAAUCACCGAGCUAGAGCACCACCAUACACAAGAAAACAGAGAGCUUCGUUUGAAGUAUGGAAUCAUAGGAAAAAGCGGAUACAGAUAUCCUAUUUUCAUAGUACACCCUCGUGAAUCUCCCGAGAUUAGAACAGAUCAUCUUUGUAUAUUUCAUUGUGACUUUCCCGAAGAAGAUAUAUUACUUGACGUGGGCAGCAAGAUAUUAUUUGAAUUUAGCAGCAGGUACUAUGAGAUUA
Camelina sativa (false flax) is the source of this 2871-nucleotide messenger RNA. The record is from RefSeq and is a predicted model, not a curated record. NCBI's taxonomy places the organism in Eukaryota, Viridiplantae, Streptophyta, Magnoliopsida, Brassicales, Brassicaceae.